Trypanosoma rangeli is the source of this 3330-nucleotide messenger RNA. RefSeq lists its product as uncharacterized. The record is from RefSeq and is a predicted model, not a curated record. The coding region runs from base 1 to 3330 and encodes 1109 amino acids. The transcript has a single exon. NCBI's taxonomy places the organism in Eukaryota, Euglenozoa, Kinetoplastea, Trypanosomatida, Trypanosomatidae.
AUGACUUUUAGUGAGCGGGAUGCAAUACUCAAUGACGAAGAGGAAUGGGUGAACAUUCCAACAGUGCUGCGACGUUUUCUUCGUCAGCUAAACAAUGAACUGGAGAAUAACCGCCUCAACUGCGAUGCAUUCUUGGAGAAUCAGAAGGAUCAUGAUCAUCUAAUAAAAGGGAUAUUGUCGAAGCAGUUGGAGCGGGAAUUGGAAAUGAAAAAAACGGAACUUACCUUGCAGCAGGAAUGCCACGACGUCCAAACUUCCUUUUCUGGUGUCUUGGAGAGUAUUCGUGCACAAGUACGUCAUUUAAGUGAAGAGCAGCAACAGGUACGGGAUCGCAUUCGAUUAAUUGAAGGUCGGGAACAUGACACUGUUGUAUUGCAUGAUAGCGUACGUGAGGAAUUAAAGGCUCUGCCUAAAACAAUGAAUCAACGUUCUAUGGCGUUGGAGCGAAUGAUGAAUAAUACGUUUGAGGAGUUAUCCAGUAGUGUUGAAGAGCUGAAAAAGAAAGUUGAUUUAAUUUCUGAAAGGCAGGGUGUUGGAGUGGUAGAGACCAGAAAGGAGUUGGAGGUCUCCAAUGUGGCGUGGCGGCAACUCAGUGAUGCAGUGUCCGAGGAGAUGAAGAAUCUUAGAGUUCAAUUUAAGCACUACGAGGCUGACUUGAGGGAACUAAAAUCGUUUCAAACUGAAAGUGAAGGGGAAAGUAGAAAACUUGCAAAGGCCUACACACAUUUGCAUGAAAAGAUUCAUGAUAAUUUGGGGAUGGUAAAACAGUUGGAAACCUCUUCCGAGAGUCGUUUUGAAGCCGUUUUUAGUGCGCUGGAUAAGUCACAGGUCUUGGCGGAGAAACUCUCUCGACUUCAUCAUAAACGAAAAGGGGAUGAGGCCUCCUUGAUGACGGUUGUGAAAAAGACGCAGGACAUGUACAAUGCCCUGACGGAGGAUCUAAAAAAAUCCUUUGUUAUGCAGUCAACUCAACAUAAAGCUGAUUUUGAACGGCUGAAUAGACGCAUCGAUGAGUUGUGCCAGUUUAAAGCUGAAGUAGACGCACUUGUGCAUGAAAAGAAUGAGGACAUUAUGCCACUUAUCGAGGAGUUUCAUCGCCGAAUAGAUUCCAUAGAGUCCAUGAUACAUACACCCAAUCUGGCCGUGGAAAUAGAACGUAUUGCACAGGAACUGAUAGCAAGCGAAAGGAUGGGGCAGGAACGCAAAUAUACAGAGAUUCAUCAGUUCCUUUCACAGGAAAAAAAUGCAGUUCAGGAUGAGAUUAAGAGUAUCAGGACAACUGUAGGGCUUUUGGAUGACAAGUGUGAAAGCACAAUGAAUCUUGUAAAAAAGCUGGAAAUCAUGGAAAAUAAUAUACAGACAUUAGGAAAGCAAGUAAGGGACUACGAGGAAUCCAUGGACUGUGUGCGUAAAGACCUGAGUGGUUUCACGAUGGAUGUUAAGACUCUUCAAGAGACGUGCCGCACAGGAUUUUAUGCGCAUAAUAAUAAUGAUGCUUCUCAUAUCAUGAUAACUCAAGGGCAGGAAGCAGAAAAAUAUGUGCCAGAAGCGAAAUUCUUUGAAAUGAAAACUUCUGUAAGGCGAGCAGAAGAACAGUUGAAUCUUCAUACCGCCACGCUAACAGAGAUGAAGCAACACAUUUCACGGGUUGAACUUCUUGUCCGGGAGGUUCCCCGAACCUGCCAGCGUUACCAGGAGGCGCUAGAUAAAAAGUUAUCUCCAGCGUUGCUUCAAUUGGAGGUGCUACAAAGGCGUAUUGCAUCCUUGGAGGUUAAACAUGCAGCGGACGAGUCACGUGAGGGAAUGCGCCAGACAUUGACGACCCUUCCUGACGGUAGCGAACUUGAGGUUAUGCGAGUGGGGGUUCGAAAUGAUCAGACUCUUCAAUUCGCCCACCGAAAACUUCAGGAGGCGGAUGUGCGACUAGAUAGUUUUCAGCUUUUCUGCAACAAACUGGAGAGACGGAUGGAGGAGUUGUCACGGGAAAUUGCAGAUGUCUCUAACAAAAAUACGUCUUCUCAAAGGGACGAGGAACAGCAAGAAGGUGCUCUUCAAAAUGAACUGAAACGAGUUUUGACGCAGGCGCAGGAACUGGAGGGCAAGGUGCGAUUCUGCACAAAGGGCGUGGCAUCAGGGGAACAUUCUCUUCGGCUCCUGACUUGUGAUGUGCGAGAAUUAGAGGCUUCUGUUGCGAGGGUCUCUGAACUCAUAGUAGCGCUUGAAAGAUCUGUGAGCUCUUGCAUCACUAUCGACUCGGAUGAAUGGCGCAGUGUUCAUAAGGUAAUAUCCAAGUUUUCAAGGUGUAAACUGAAUCAGCGGCUGCGUAAACUAGAGAAGGAGUAUGAAACCUUCAACCCGUUAGAACAGGUUCGGCUUGCGGAGGAGGCAUUGUCUCAGAUACGCAGCGAGCAACAGGCGUUCAAACAAUACUUAGAUGAAGUACAGGCGCUCAUUUUACAGAAGUUGUCGGUGGAGACUCCUCAAGAAAGUCCUGAUGAUGUAAAUCAACCGCGUUGUGCGCUGGAGGAACGUGUGAAUGUCGUGGAGGCAGCUGUGAGUGAGCUACGGGCGAAGGAGUCGUCAGUAUCACAAUCCUUGCUCUCGUUGCCGUCGUUGGCAAUGAUGAGUGAGAUCUCAGCCAAGUUGGCUGCCAUGGGCGAUCGAUUGACAAGCAUGGAGAGUGUGAUUGCCACCAUGCAGGGGCAGGAAGCGGAUGCCGUGGCGGGGGUGAAGGAUUCUGUGCUGCAGGAGCGUCUGUCUGCCUUGGAGAGUUUGAUGGUGGCAUGCCAGCGUGACAUGGAGGAGAAUUCCAGGCUUCUCAUUGCCUGCCAGGGGCGCAUGAACGAGCGGGAGGAGCGCCUCAUGGGCGACGAUUCGUCGGGGGGAGAAAAAGCAGCGGUGACAGUGCCAAGUAAUGAUGCUUUGGAGGGGGUGCUGGAGCGACUUCAACGGGUGGAGUUCACCACGCAGGAAACCCAAAAGCACAUGUCUGACCAGGCGGAAGAUGUCGAGCACCGUGUGAAGAGUUACGUGGACGCCCGUUUUGAAGGUUUUUGGAGGACAACGUUGGCUGCCACUACACGCAAAGCGGACCGCGAGGAGGUGGAGAAUAAGGUGAAGGAGUUGCUGGAUGGCUUGCGUGAGCACACCAGCUUGCAGCUAAACUCUUUGAAGCGUGAGUUGCAGUCUGUCAUUGACGAGCGUGUCAGUAUCACGGAGGUGCGGGAAUUGCUUCAGGGCGGAAGAGAAAGCGCUGCAUUGAGUGGGGUUGGAUUCACAUCAGGUGUGAGGGGGCCAGAGAUGCGAGGUGGGGCCGCCAAUGGUGGUUGA